AUGGGCUACGAUACGUACGCAACUCCGCUCGACGGCAGAUAUGCCAGCCCCGAAAUGAAAACGCUCUUCGGAGCGAGAUCCAGACACUCCACCUGGCGCAAGUUGUGGCUUUUCCUUGCCCAAGCUGAGAAGGAGACUGGCGUUGAGGGCAUCACAGACGAGGCAUUGAAGCAGAUGGAAGAGCAUCUGACUGUCACGGACGAGGACUUCCAGGUCGCCGCCGUUGAGGAGAAGAGACGCCGCCACGAUGUUAUGGCCCACGUCCACGCAUUUGGGCAAGUCGCUCCUGCGGCUGCCCCCAUCAUCCAUUACGGAGCAACUUCAUGCUAUGUCACUGACAAUGCCGAGUUGAUUCUGAUGAGAGAUGCCAUGGACUUGCUGCUGCCCAAGCUGGCCAAGGUGAUCGACAACCUUUCUAAGUUUGCUGUUGAGCACAAGGAUCUCCCCACCCUGGGCUAUACCCACUACCAGCCCGCCCAGCUGAGUGCGUUCACUUCCUCCCCUUGCACGCUUCAAGACAGGCUAUUUUCAGAUGCCGCUCAAUCACUAUUUGGGGGCGCAUUCACCGUUGGCCGUCGCGCUACUCAGUGGAUUCAGGACCUGGCCAGGGACUUGAAGAACAUUGAGACUCAGCGCAAGGAACUGCGUUUCCGUGGUGCGAUGGGUACCACCGGCACUCAGGCUUCCUUCAUGGAGGUCUACCACGGCGACGGAGAGAAGAUCGACAAGCUGAAUGAGCGCCUGUGCGAGUUGGCUGGCUUCGAAACAGGUGUCUACGACAUCUCAGUCCAGACUUACAGCCGCAAGGUCGACUUGGAUGUGUCCAACGCCAUUGCUGGCCUCGGUGCCACCGCGAUGCACAUCACCAACGACCUGCGUCACCUCGCUACACAGAAGGAGAUCGAGGAGCCUUUCGAGAAGGACCAGAUCGGAUCAAGCGCCAUGGCUUACAAGAGAAACCCCAUGAGAAGCGAGCGCAUUUGCUCCUUGGGAAGGAAACUUCGUUCAUUGCCCGUAAACUUCGCGGAUACUUUCGCGGAUCAGUGGUUCGAACGUACCCUCGAUGACUCUGCCAUCAGGCGAAUUGAUAUCCCGGAGAUGUUCCUCCUUGCCGACGCCAUCCUUUUGGGACUGGACAACGUGACCUCUGGCUUGGUUGUCUACCCUAAGCGUAUCCACGCCCGCGUGAUGGACGAGCUUCCGUUCAUGGCCACCGAGAACAUUAUCAUGAAGCUGGUGGCUAAGGGCGGCUCGCGCCAGGACGCACACGAGGAGAUCCGUGUGCUGUCCCACCAGGCCAGCGACGUCGUCAAGAAGGAGGGAGGUGCCAACGACCUGAUCGAGCGUAUCCGGGCGACCCCGUACUUUGCGCCUGUCCACGCAGAGCUGGACAACAUUCUGGACCCGGCCCUGUACACCGGACGCUCCGGAACCAUCGUCGAGCGUUACGUGGGCCCGGGUGGUCCCAUCCAGAAGGCCCUUGCCCCCUACGCUGACUACAUCAACAAGUCUGGGACCGCGCAGCUCAGCGUGUAA
Colletotrichum gloeosporioides is the source of this 1536-nucleotide messenger RNA. Its product is annotated as Adenylosuccinate lyase. The coding region runs from base 1 to 1536 and encodes 511 amino acids. Gene Ontology annotation, biological process: 'de novo' AMP biosynthetic process. The transcript is spliced from 15 exons. Gene Ontology annotation, cellular component: cytosol. Gene Ontology annotation, molecular function: N6-(1,2-dicarboxyethyl)AMP AMP-lyase (fumarate-forming) activity; (S)-2-(5-amino-1-(5-phospho-D-ribosyl)imidazole-4-carboxamido) succinate lyase (fumarate-forming) activity. Lineage: Eukaryota; Fungi; Ascomycota; Sordariomycetes; Glomerellales; Glomerellaceae. The record is from RefSeq and is a predicted model, not a curated record.